CGUCAUCAGCGUGGUUCAUGCGGCUCCGACUUUCAGUUCGCCUUUAACUUUGACUCAAGCCCUGGCAUCGGCGGAACUCGGUAGUGACUCUGGUGGCUCUCCAUUGACAUCGCCAUCUGCGUCCCCGGGCUGUAAUCAUAAAUAUAUAUAUGUAUAUCUACAUACAGACUGGCCCGCUGUACAUAGGCCCAGUUAGUUAGUUUCAUAGUUAGUUAGUUAGUUACUUGCUUAGUGGUUGCUGUUGUGCCGUGAAUUUUCAUUUUCCCAAGAGCGCUGUUUCCGUCACAGCGUUCGCUGUUUGUAUCUUGUGAAACGUCGAAGCCCUUGAUUUUAGGCUACGGAUACGUUCGUUAGUCGACAUCUAACCAACUCGCUUGAGGGCCAAAAACAAAUGAACAAGUGAUUUUAAAGAACCUAAGUCUAAACCGGUAAAACUAUGUAAAAAGUGAGCUAAUCUGUUAAUAAAGAGCUAACAUCGUCCGUGCUUUGAAAAGUAUCUUUUCAACACCAAGUGUCAAUCGCUCAGUUUUCGAAAAUCCAAAUUUGAAGUGUGUAUUUUUCAAUAUCUUCAAAAUAAUCACCAGUGUAUAGUGAGAUUCAAAAAUAUAUUUACAUCACUCGCUGAUUGCGAAAUCGUGGCCGAAAUGUGGGUUAGGCUCUGAGCCACAAACAAAACAAAAUCUGACAACAAAUGGACGCAAAUUCACACAUGCCGUGGCACAUAAAUUUAUGGUUGGAACUGUAACUGGGCAAAAAUGCUCGGCCCGGCAGACAACAGCAGUAGCAGUGGCACCACCAUCUCCGCCAGCGAAUCACCAACCACCACCCACCAAUCCACCCGAACCGCCGACAAAGGGAAAAACUAACGGAAUAAUGCAACAUUAAGCAAAAUGCUGCUGGCCCUGCUAAAGCAAAGCCAACAACAACAACAACACCAACACCAAUUUCAACCUGCCACCACCGACGUCAGCAACAACAACUACAACAGCAGAAGCAACAACUGCAACUGCAACAACAUCAACGUCACCGUCACCGUUACCACGAACAUCGCCGUUGCCGUAUAAAAAUGGAACCCUCAUAUGAUCACGAACAUCCACAUCAUCUGCUAACAAAUUACAAUUCGAAGAAGUAUCCACACGUCUCGCGCACUCCGGAGUACAGCCACUCCACGGGCAGCGAUUAUCCGGAGCACGGUGGCUACCUAACGGAUGGCCGCCUGAUGCACGAGAGCAACAGCGAUGCCGGCAUCUACCACGUGCGCCAGGGAAGCGAGCACUCCUCGCCCAGUCUGCACUCGCCAGCCAUACAGAGCUCCGGAUACGAGAAUGAGCACCUGAACGAGGCGGUUCUGGCCGCGCACAGCCACAGUCACUCGCCCAUGCCAAUGGUGUCCAGUGCCUAUGUGAGCGGAGGAACUGCCUCCGGAUCGCUGAUUAACAGCAAUAUUCCUCUGCUCGGUGGCGGCGGUAAUUCGGUACUGAACAAAUUUCUAUCGCAUCCGCACGCUGGCAUGGUGGGCGGUGGAACCGGACAGAUGGAGGACUGCACAUCGCACUCGCCGAUUGAAGCGGCGUCCAUGUGGAGCUACGACUACAAGGGCGACCUGUGCGCCCCCAAUUGUGGCUAUCUGGAGCGGCACAAGCCGCUGCCCGCCGACCUCAAGUACCGGCCCGGCGGAACCCAGUCAAAAAGUGCCAAAGAAUCGCGCAUCCGGCGGCCGAUGAACGCCUUCAUGGUCUGGGCCAAGAUCGAGCGCAAGAAGCUGGCCGACGAGAAUCCCGAUCUGCAUAAUGCCGACCUCAGCAAGAUGUUGGGAAAAAAAUGGCGAUCGCUGACGCCACAAGACCGCAGACCCUACGUGGAGGAGGCGGAGCGUCUGCGGGUGAUUCACAUGACGGAGCAUCCGAACUACAAGUACCGACCCCGGCGGCGCAAGCAGUCCAAGCUGCGGGCCAUGCAGCCGGGCGGCAAGGAGCAGAGCGAGAGUUCACCCAAUCCGGGCACUGUUGGAUCCAAGUCCAAUCCCAAGCUGGCGACACCUCCGCUGGCCAACGCAUCAUCCAGCUAUACAACGCCCACCGACGAAAGCACCUGCAAUUCCACGAACCAGAAUCACGGCCAGUCAACUCCGGGUGGCCUCUACGAGCAACCGCUGAAGCCCACGUACUCGCCCAGUUCCGUGGACUGCUACAGCAAUGCGGACAGCACGGAACAGAUCGAGUCACUGGCCGCCAACUGUCCGCCCGCCCUGCUCAAUGAAUCGUCGCCCACGGGCGGAGGCUACGACAACUCGCUGUUGCUCAAGAAGUUAACCAAGCCGUCGCCCAGUCGUGCGGCCAAGUCGCGCCAGGAGAAGCUGGCCAAGUCCGAGGAGAAGAACAAGGGGUCGCAGUCGCAGGGACAGUCUCAGCAGGGUAUAUAUGCUGCCACCUAUCCGCUGGCACCCACCUCCGUGGCCGUGGUCGCAGCCAGGGGUAUGUACGUGACGUGCAACAAUCGGGGAUUGCUGGAUCAUGGUCACUCCGUCAAGGGCACAUUCUAUCCACCAGUAUCCGUUUCGGAAGAUGACAAUAGCACCUCAAUGCGGAACAGCAUCAGUGCUCUGCAGCAGCACUGCAAUGUGGUCACAAGUACACCCUCAAGCUCCGCCGGUACCAUGCCAACCAGCGAGAUGAGCAGCUACACGGUCUCCAUGGCGGAUAACUGCGGAAAUCUGAGGCUCAGCAUGAACGAGUUGUCCGGCAAUGAGUAUCUGCCCAGCGCCAAUGCGUAUGGGAUGCAGUACGAGGACUUCCUGCGCUAUCAGAGCAACGACAUGGACUACUCAACGUCGGCGGUGGAGCACAAGGAGCCCACUUCGGAUUCGGCGAGCGGCCAGAAGUGCCUUAAGUAUCCGGACACGAAUCAGAACUACGACGACUACGAGGCGGAGGCCUACAGUAACGCCAUGCUGCCUGCAACGGCAGCUAGCUACUACACCCAACUUCCGUAUCCGCCCACCUCGCUGGCCGCCUUUCCACUCCAGCUGGCCGUGCCGUUCCAGCAGACGACAUCGGGCGCCUACGGAGCGCAGCCCAUCCAGAGUGGUUACCUGCACUACGGCAACUAUGGCGGAUACGAGGGAAUGGCCCAGAGUCAGCCGCAGAACCAAGCGCCCGUCCAGCACCAGCAGGCAUCCCACUCGGCUCCGCCCUCCCUGUCAGCGGCACCCAACCAGACGGUGACCUCCAAUCCGGCAGCCAUUAGCAUGCAGCAGCACCAUCAUCAUCACUUUGGACCCGCACCCGGCAUGGUGGGCGUGGGCGUCGGAGUUGGAGUCGGAGUCGGUGAGAUGCUCUUCGAGCAGCAGCAGCGCAAAGAUGAUGAGAUUAGCAACAUUCUGGCAGGAGUGCGCAAGACCUGCUACAGCAACUGACUCUGAUCAGACAUUUGUAAUAUUUCGAGCCUAGUGUUUUAGAGAGUGGUUUAGGUAGUCUUAAGAUUGCUUUCCGCACCCACAACGUUCUUCCAACCCCUUCCCCAUAAAAUCUAGUAGUAGAACCCAUUGAAUUGUACAAUUAUUAGAACUGCAUAGAUACGAUACGAAACAAAAAAGAGACAUAACGAAAUAAAGUAAU
Messenger RNA from Drosophila mauritiana, 3617 nucleotides. RefSeq names its product putative transcription factor SOX-15 (gene Sox15). The transcript is spliced from 3 exons. Lineage: Eukaryota; Metazoa; Arthropoda; Insecta; Diptera; Drosophilidae. The coding region runs from base 1067 to 3415 and encodes 782 amino acids. Gene Ontology annotation, biological process: cell differentiation; anatomical structure morphogenesis; regulation of DNA-templated transcription. The record is from RefSeq and is a predicted model, not a curated record. Gene Ontology annotation, molecular function: DNA-binding transcription factor activity, RNA polymerase II-specific; RNA polymerase II cis-regulatory region sequence-specific DNA binding.